Messenger RNA from Cryptosporidium muris RN66, 3057 nucleotides. RefSeq lists its product as uncharacterized. Lineage: Eukaryota; Apicomplexa; Conoidasida; Eucoccidiorida; Cryptosporidiidae. The transcript has a single exon. Bases 1 to 3057 code for a protein of 1018 amino acids. The record is from RefSeq and is a predicted model, not a curated record.
AUGGGUAUAAUAGAAUUAUCAGAUGAAGAAGAAACUGAGAAACAAGUAGAGAAUGUAAACGCAUUAAACUCUAGAGCUACUAAUAAACGUCCUCUAAAAUACUUGUCAAGUAGAUGGUCUGAGAUAUUUAAGGAAAGCUCUGAAAAUAUAAAUGAUAGCUAUAGUAAACGGUAUAGAAAAAGAGCUUCAAAAAAUUUAGGAAGUGUAAAGAGAACAACUCAAGAUCUACCCAUAUCAAGUCCAGCAUUGGAUACCUUAUCUAUAUAUAAUAAUAUUAAAGAAAUAAUGUGGGAAAAACGUAGACUUGAGUGGAAAUUUCAUUUUGAUAGAAACCGUGUUUUUUUUGAAAGUUUUCCUAUAUAUAGUAAGCACUUAGACCCAAUCUACAAUGGAAAACAAUUAGAUAAUAAGUGGCAUUUACAACGUAAUAUAUCUUCAGAGCUAUUUUGUAAAGGUAGCCUAUUAACUGGCAAAAAAGUAUGCUUAAUUGAUAAUAAUCAUUAUAUAUUUCAUAGUAAAAACCAACUAUAUCAAAAGUUAAGAUGGUAUGGGGCUAAAGUUUUAACAUAUUAUUGUUCUAGAGCGGAUUAUGUUCUAUGCCCUUCAUCUUUUAAAGAAUUGGUACUAAAAGUUAAUAAUAAUAAUAAUGAAUUUAAUAAUUUAAUAAAUUAUUCUAGUGAUCAAUUCAUGUCCUAUAAUAUGCUUAAUUUGCGUGGAUUAUCUCAUGGUCAAAUUAAAUUGAGCGAAUUAGAAUUCUUGGAGUUUGUUAAUGAAGAUAUUUCUUUAGCCCUUGGGGCAAUAAGUCAAUCUGCUGAAUAUGGAUCUAAAGUGAAUGUAUAUGAACAAAUAAGAGAUAAAAUUGGAAAAUCCAACUCUAACUCAAAAAAGAUGGAUGACUUUAGACCAAGGGACAUAUGGGAAUUAAUUGGUCAUAAAGAUAGUGCAGAAGAUUUAUAUAAAAGUUUAUUAGAUAUUAGAAUACAAACUGAACCCAUUGAUAAACUUCAAUCUCUUGGAAUAGAUAUACAUUAUGAGGCUUACAAAGAUAACUAUGAAACAAUUUGUGGUAUAAUCGUAAUUAUUGCCCCCAAUAAUUCUGGAGCCCAAUUAUGUGCUGAAUUUUCCGCAUUUGGUUGUGGCUAUGAGCCAAAGGUACUUCGUGGUUCUGAUGUAGUAGAUCCAUUCAUAAGACAAUGGAAAAAAGGUCACUCUUUGCAAUUAACCAAAAAUUUGUUUAGUAAAUUUGAUGAACCUCCAAUAUGUACAAUAUUAUCUGACUGUAGUAGCUCAAUUAAGUUAAGUGAUAUUCAGAAACUUUGUGUUUUAUAUACCAACUUUAACUACUUAAAUAAUAAAGUAUCGAUAAGUCAGAAGGUAAACAAUAAAGAUCUGUAUAUUAAUAAAAAAUAUAAUUCCAUAACAAAAUCAAGCUUAGAAGAUCUAGAUUUAUUUAAUACAAAAGUUAAUGAGUCGCAGUGUUUAGUAUCAAGUAAAUGCAGAUAUUCAAAUCCUGGUGCAAUUAUUAUUAUUUUAGAAGAUACUUCAGAAGCAGGACAAAUGAUUUUGAAUCAGUGCUGUUAUUCCAAUAAAUGUGAGAACUCAAACAAUUCAUAUAUAAUUUUUAACAGAACAGAUAGCUUCCGUCAGUCAAUAAGAAAAAGUAGUUCUUUGAGUUGCAUGAAAGUUAUCUACCUACAUCAUUUUUCUAAGCUUUCUGUAGCUUGCGGCCUGUUCAACAUUACAAAAAAUUUAAAUUUACUUUUUAAACUAAUCGAUUAUUAUGGUGCAAAUAUUCUGAAAAUUACUAAGACUCUUCAAUGGAUUAAACUGACCGAUGUUAAGGAUGUAAAUAUUGAAAAAUUAUUCCCAACUCCAUAUAUUCCAAUUUAUACAAAUGCAGUUGUAGAAAUUUUUUUUUCUUUAGUUCAAAAACACCUAUUUUCAUUACAUAUUACAAAUCCUUUUAUAAUUAGGAAGGAAAUAUUCAGACUCUCUACACUGGAAAUCAAUUCCAAUACUAAUUCCAUUAAUUGUAAUGGUGACUACACUCUACAAUUAGCUUACGAAGUAUUUCCCUUUAUACUAUAUAUAAUUGACAAGUUGCUCUUUGAAAGAUUAGAUGAAACUAUUUCUAUUACUAGUAAUGAAAAUAAGAGAACUCAGAUUAAUAAGAUAAAUCUAGCUAGUAAUCUUGAAAUUAGUAAAAUCAAAUGUAAUCAGUUAAAGUUAGAUAUCUGCCAAGUUAACAAAGUAGUAAAUAAAUUACCAAGUGGUCCAAGCAUUCAUGAAUAUUAUUUAGAAAACUUUAAUCUGUAUUCUGAAAAUUAUCUUACUAAGAAAUAUACGUCAUUAAAUACAAAUUCUAUGGGGUUUGGAAUUGAUUAUUUUGAUUAUUAUUUGUCUCAAGAUAAACCUAAGCAUUCAAUCAGAAUUUAUAAUGGAUUUAACUCACUUUAUACUGAUUAUUUUACUUCUAAUGAUAGUCUAUCAAAAUUAGCAACUUUGAUGGAUGGUUUAGCAACUUUUGAUUCAUGGUACCAGUACUUAAAACGAUCAGAUAUACAUUUCACAAAUGAUAUCAACUAUUAUACUUAUUAUAUUAAUAACAAUUCUAAAAUUUCUACAUGUGAAAUGUUCUUGACUUCUAUAUAUCUCUAUGCUAUUAUGAACUCUUUUAACUGUAUCCGAUUUCAAAAUAUACUCUGUAAUUUACCACCAUCUAAUAAGCUUUCUUCUUAUAUAUUGAACAAAAUGAUCAAGUAUAGCUCUAUAUACUCUUGCAAUUAUAAAGACUUCCAGUUUGAGAAAAAGAGCGAAAAUGCUAAUAUUUGGCGAAAUAUAGAAUUUUCGUAUAUAAAGUGGAAUAAAGAAUUGCAUUGUCUACUACCCACCUGGAAGUCCUUUGCAAUGGAUUCUAAUCUAGUUCACCUUUAUCAGUUUAGAAGUACUACAUUUAAGAAUUUUGAUACUAUAUCAACAAUCUUUUCAGCUAAAAUACUUCGUCUUAAUAUAAAAUUUACGGAAUUACCAAGAGUUAGUUUAAAAUUUAAACUAUAG